AGUGGGAUGCAGCACUAGUGAGACCUCUGAAGAUAGGCAAUUCGGCCAAUGCCGGCCAUUCUAGUCUUUGUUCCCCAACUUUGACGAGUAUCGAAUCGUGCCGACGCAGUUGCGGGCCAUGUACGGCUCCACAGUGAAGGAUAGGGAUGAAAUAGCAACAUGUAAAACAACAUGUAAAGUGUGAUGACGGACUGUGGUAGGACAUCUUUCAAAAUCGUUGCAAGAUUGAAAACACUACAGCCAGAUCUUCUGGUACACGAUAGCUAUAAUACAUCUCAAGAACCUGUCCCUCACCAAGCAUAUAUCGUACAUGAUGAGUAAAUUCUCAUUGAAGGGCCGUGUUGCCAUUAUUACUGGAGGUGGCAGAGGCUGCGGGCUCGCCUUCGCUACCGGGCUGGCUGAAGCAGGGGCAGACAUAGCAGUUUUCGACGUGAUAGAACCUGUUUCUGGCUACGACAAACUCGCUUCAGAGUAUGGCGUAACCACAAGAGCUUACAAAGUGGAUGUCACGUCGCCCGAAAGCCUCGCAAAAGCUUUCGCAGAUGUCAAGUCGGAUUUUGGCGGCAAGCUCGACAUCGUUGUUGCCUGCGCCGGAGUCAACAAGAACGUCGAGUUUUUGGAUACUACCAACGAAGAAUACGAGAAGCUUUUCGCAGUUAACAGCAAAGGCGUGUUCUUUACGGCUCAGAAUGGAGCAAAGGCCAUGAUCGAAAAUGGCACCAAACAUGGCAGUAUCAUCCUCGUUGCUAGUAUAGCCAGUCAUAUGGCCAUCCGAUCACAGCGCUCAUCCGCAUAUUGUGGAACCAAGGGAUCAGUACGCGCCAUGGUAGCGCCGAUCGCUGCUGAAUUGAACAAAUACGGCAUUCGUGUCAACUCCAUCAGUCCUGGCUAUGUGAGAACUGAGAUGACGGCGCCAUUCCCCCAUUUAUUGGAAAGCUGGAAAGACGAGAUUAUGAACGGUCGCGUGGCCGAACCAGAUGAUAUCAAAGGUGCUUGUGUUUUCUUGGCGAGCGAUGCCAGUAGUUAUUGUACAGGAACAGAUAUUCUAGUCGACGGUGGAGUGACGAAGUGGUAGAACUGUGUUGGAGAUGAGGGUGUUAGGUGCAUAAUUGACAACCGCCAGACUAGUCUAACCUAGUUAAUAUAUUCCCCACAUUUCAAAACAA
This is a messenger RNA of Truncatella angustata, 1166 nucleotides long. RefSeq lists its product as uncharacterized. The transcript has 4 exons. The record is from RefSeq and is a predicted model, not a curated record. The coding region runs from base 311 to 1075 and encodes 254 amino acids. Gene Ontology annotation, cellular component: intracellular anatomical structure. Lineage: Eukaryota; Fungi; Ascomycota; Sordariomycetes; Amphisphaeriales; Sporocadaceae. Gene Ontology annotation, molecular function: oxidoreductase activity, acting on NAD(P)H, oxygen as acceptor.